Molecule: messenger RNA, 1406 nt
Organism: Sorghum bicolor (sorghum)
Lineage: Eukaryota; Viridiplantae; Streptophyta; Magnoliopsida; Poales; Poaceae
Exons: 2
Coding region: 10-1137 (375 amino acids)
Source: RefSeq, a predicted model, not a curated record
CACAGCACCAUGCCGUUCUACUCUGACGACCCGUUCUGCUGCGUCCCUCCCUCCCCUUCUCCAAGGUCGUCCAAGAGCAUGGCGGCGGCCUGGAAGGUGAGAGGCGACGCCGGCAGGCUCCUCCCGGUCAUCACCUUCUUCCUCGGCGCGGCCAUGACGGGGGCGUUCGUCUUCCUCGGCGCGACUAUGGACAUGAGCUCGCGCUUCGCCGCGUGGGGCAAUGGCGCACGAGCAGUGGCCGGAGACGAGGCGAAACCGUAUGCGGAGCUGGAGGAGCUGCUGAAGAACGCAUCCAUGGAGGACAACACGGUGAUCGUGACGUCCAUCAACAAGGCGUACGCGGCGCCGGGCUCCCUGCUGGACCUCUUCCUCGAGAGCUUCCGGGCUGGCAAGGGCACGGCGGGGCUGCUGGACCACCUCCUCAUCGUGUCCGUCGACCCCGGCGCGCACGAGACAUGCCGGUCGGUGCACCGCCACUGCUACCUCCUCCGGCCGGACAACAACAACGACGACGGCGGCGGCGCGGCGGCGGCGGUGGACCUCAGCGCCGCCAAGUACUUCAUGACCAAGGACUACGUGGCCAUGAUGUGGGCGAGGAACCGGUUCCAGCAGACCAUCCUGGAGCUGGGCUUCAGCUUCCUCUUCACGGACGUGGACAUCCUGUGGUUCCGGAACCCGAUGCGGCACAUCGCCGUCACGUCGGACGUCGCCAUCGCCAGCGACUACUUCAACGGCAACCCGGACAGCCUGCACAACCUGCCCAACGGCGGCUUCCUGUACGUCAGGUCCAUGAACAGGACGGUGGAGUUCUACCGGCGGUGGCGGGAGGCGCGCGCCGGCUUCCCGCCGGGGACCAACGAGCAGAGCGUCCUGGCGAGGGUGCAGCUCCCGCUGACGCGCCGCCUCGGCGUGCGGAUGCAGUUCCUCGACACGGCGCACUGCGGCGGCUUCUGCCAGCUCACCGACGACCUGCGCAGGGUGUCCACCAUGCACGCCAACUGCUGCACGGGCCUCGGCAACAAGGUGCACGACCUCAGGAACGUGCUCCGGGACUGGAGGAACUACACGGCGGCGCCGAGGGAGGUCCGCCGCCGGGGAGGCUUCGGAUGGACAAAGCCCGGCAGGUGCAUCCGUUGACAGACUAGUUUGGGAAUGUGAACCUGCCAGCAGCUCUGCUUCUUGAUCUUUUCUUUGUGAGCAGUCAGUGUCUGCCUAUGUUUGCUGUGAUAACGCUACAUUAAUCAUUUAUCUCAUCUAUAGGUAAGAACAAAUUUACCUGGCUGAACCAGUUUUUGUUUUUAUUUUGGGGGGUAAAGGAGAUACCUCGAGUUGUAGAACAACUCAAAUAGGAAAUGAUAUUGACACUGUAACUUUUGUUCUCAACUUCCAUUGUCGAAAUAAACUCA